Messenger RNA from Cucumis sativus (cucumber), 1642 nucleotides. Its product is annotated as AP-3 complex subunit sigma. Gene Ontology annotation, biological process: intracellular protein transport; Golgi to vacuole transport. Gene Ontology annotation, cellular component: membrane coat; AP-3 adaptor complex; intracellular membrane-bounded organelle. Bases 683 to 1180 code for a protein of 165 amino acids. The record is from RefSeq and is a predicted model, not a curated record. The transcript is spliced from 12 exons. Lineage: Eukaryota; Viridiplantae; Streptophyta; Magnoliopsida; Cucurbitales; Cucurbitaceae.
GUAAAAGCUCAUGAAAUUGGUUUAAAAUAGCAAAAACUAACUUAAAACAAUUAAAAUGGCAUGUGUUUACACAUUUUUUUUCUUCCCAAAUUUCCUCUCCUCGCUCUCCAUACCCACCAUACCUUCUUCUUCUCCUUCCCCAAUCUUUUUCAGAUCAUCGUUCGGCCGCCCCAAGCUCCACGUCUUCUGCCGCGCACCAGUGGACUUCAGACCAUCUCCUAGUUCCAAUCUCUUCGGUUAACUCCCCAUUCAAGCUCGUGUUGUUCACACCAAACCUUUUGCUUCCUCCGCCGUCAGUCUCGCCGGACCUGGAGCGGCUGAGGUUUUGCCCUAUGUGGAUUCGAAUUUGAAGAAGAUUGAUGUGGAAGUUGAACUCUAAAAUUUAAACCAAUUUUUGUGAAUAAUCUCGUUAGAUUGGUAAUAUUGCUAAGAAUCCUUUGGAUCUACCAGAUUCUUCAGGAACACAUCAAACAACUCUUGUGAAAACAAAGAAACUAUUUUUAACUGAAAAUGUUGAACGAACAAGGCGGGGGGAGUGUACCUAAAGUUGGUUGCAGAAGGUGAAAUCUUGGAGUUGAAGAGUCUUUUGGCGUUGCCAAACUCAAAUGCACUAGACACUUUGGUUCUAACAUAGAUUCUGUCCUGACGGCAAACAUAGUUUGAUUGAGCACGGUUUGCUACCAUGAUACGGUCGGUGAUAGUGAUGAAUACUGAGGGCAAGCCUCGGUUUGCUAAGUUCUACGAUUUUCAGCCCAUAGAAAAGCAGCAGGAGCUCAUUCGCAGCGUCUAUGGAGUACUCUGUAGUCGAGCUGAGAACGUCAGCAAUUUCGUGGAGACUGAGUCCAUCUUUGGUUUGGACUCGCAUCUUGUUUACAAACACUUUGCAACCCUUUAUUUUGUGCUUGUCUUUAACAGUUCUGAGAAUGAACUUGCCAUGCUUGACCUGAUACAAGUUUUUGUAGAAACAUUGGACAAGUGCUUCAAAAAUGUAUGUGAGCUUGACUUAGUGUUCAACUACAGCAAGAUGCAUACGAUUUUGGAUGAAAUCAUUUCUGGUGGCCAAGUGCUAGAGACUAGUUCUUCUGAAGUGAUGAAGGCUGUUGAAGAAAUAUCCAAGUUAGAAACAGCCUCAAAUUCUAUCAACUUUGUCUCGAAAACGGUUUCUGGCUGGCGGGGUUGAGUUCGUUGUUUUAAUCAAGUUGGCUACACGAUUCAGUAAGCAUUCUUUUGAUGCCUUACCUUGAAAUUUUUGCUAGACCUGUUGUUGGUUUUGACCGAUUUGUUGGAUAGGCAAAUCUCCAAUCUAUCCGAUUCGAAGACCACAUAUUUGCAUCAUUAAUUGACAGAUUUCAGAUGCCUGCUGAGUAGAGCCACUUAUCUCAACUAGUUGGUUCUUAAUGGCCAUGCUCACAAGCAUCUACUUGAUAUAUUAUUUUGAAGACUACUUUGCCUCACCUAGAUUUUGAUUCUAUUACAAUUUGAUGAAAAUCAGUUUCUCAAAAUAUAUAUUGAAUGAAUUAAUUUGUUGAGUAGAAGGUUAAGGACUUUUCAUCCUUCUAAUGUGAGAUGUUCGAGAUGUCUCUUUAAUCGAAAUACUAUUUAUUUAUUUAACAUCGAAUGCUUACGGAAAUAGUUUUUUUUA